AUAUAGAUCAUUUUCAGAAGUGAAAAUGAGCAAGUGGAACUUGAAACAUUAUAAUUAGGGAAUUAAACAGGAGAAUGGGAUAAUGUCAUUAAAAUUCAUUGCUGGUUAAAAAAAAAAAGACGGGACUUGUCACAUAACAAGAAAAAUGAUUGAUGGACAGUUAAUGUGUUUUUUGGGGGUUUCUACCCAACAUCCAGAGAAUGAGGAAGGCUCCCAGCACACUGAAUGAAUCCUUUUUGUGAAAAAUGGUUGCAAGAUGACAACUGAAAACAGGAGCAGUUACAAAGCUAUUACAGUUACUUAAGUGAGAGGUGAUAAGGGCCUCAAAGCAUAAAGACUGUGAACUGAAAAAAGAUAGAGGGAAGAGAUGCUUAUUAGUUAAGAUGUUGAGUCUGGGUGAUUGCUAACAAAACUAGGGAAUUUGGGGUAGGAAAAAGAUGCUAAUUUUAGUUUGGGUAUGUUAAGAUGAAAUACUGAUGGCAGAUUUGGGUGAUGUAUAGGAAGUAGAAGUACAGUUGAGUUUGUGAAAUAUUGUGCUGCUGGAUAUAGAGAUUUUGGAGUUGCUUCUAUAAGAGGUGAUAAUUGAAAUCAGAGAGGUAGAAGAAAGUUGUUAGGAGUUUCAUGCCACCACUUGUCAGAAUACUAGCUUGGAAGGAUAGAUUGGUGAUUUGAUAUUUUCAUAAAGCAAUAUCAGAAAAAGAUUAAUCGUGAAUAAGGAAAUAAAUGUGGGUGAAACAUUUAUUUCUAAGUAAGGGCAAAGUUUCUGUGUUUUACUCACAGUAUGAAAAUUUGGAGAAAAGGCAGCAGGUUAAAUGACUGCUAGUGGCAGGAGGUACUCGCGUGUGUGGUGGAAAUUGUCCAAGAAGUCAAGAAGCCUAGUCCAAAUUCUAUUUAGGGCACAAACUAGCUUCCUGGAUUUCCAGCAAAUUACUGGAAAUAACUUUCUAAGACUUUUAAGUUGUAGAAAAGAUGUUGACCAGCUUUGGAAAGAGUUUCCUUUAGCAGCGAAAUCACAGCUCUAGUUUCUAUUCUCUACUUGGUAGCAUUAUAGUAGUUUUAUAAAUCUAGUAACUCAGAAACACGGUGUUUACUUGGCAAAGAGAAUCAAGAGCACAAAGAGGCAAUAGGAUGCUGUAGAUAAAAAAUGGUGAUAUAAAGAGACUGAAAAUGAAAAAAUUAAACAGUCGAUUAUGUUUUUUAAUGAAUGGAAAUGUAACUUAUCUGAGCUGACAAAAAUAAACUUGACAGAUAAGCCUAUUAAUAGUCAAAGUGCAAUUUAGCACAUGAUUUCUACAAGGAAUGGUAAUAUUACUCAUCUUUUCAUGGUCAACAUUUUGACCAUGUUUCAUUAGGCAUAUUUGUUUGUGCCCCUAUGAGUUUUUUGAGAGGGUUGAGUCCCAAGGGUUCUUCCUAAUCAGAAAACUAUUCAGGUCUCAAGCGAAUUAAAAAAAAAAAAAAACUAUUUAACAAGCAUCUGCUAAUUACAAGGUGCUUAAUGCUAGGCCCUGGGGACAUAAAAAUAUCUACUCCGAGCUCUUCGCCUAUUACAAAAUGCGGUUGCAGAGGGUAGUCCGAGAUUUCGGACUGGGAGAAAUCAAAGGAAAAUCUCCGUGAUAUACAGUGACCUCUACGUGGCUCGCUUUGAUUUCUCACUGCACUUAUGCACUGCUUUGUGGCUUGCAAAGCUCCGUAUAUACACUGUAUCUUAGGUGCUCCUUCCCUGGGAAAUUAGUGCUAGGGUUGCUCCAUCGCUCCAGCUGCCCGACAGUCAUGACGCGAAAAAGCUAUUGGUAAAUGACGUCACAGGAUCGUCUCCUUUCGCAUCUGGAGCGGCAGUCGAGCGGACCUUGUCUAGCUGCGAGGGCUCUUUUCGGAUCGUUUUCUCUAUUGUUCAGAGAAUAUAUCUCCUACCCACAGCUGGAUGAGGUUUAUUUAAAGAUGCUUUACCUGAACCUUCAAAAUUUUGAUUUAUCCAGACGUGAGGGAGAGACACCAAAAAUUCUUGUCUUCUUGUAGCUCAGGUUUCCAACCCAGAUGUUUGUAUUGACUUAAAGUCCUGAGACUGAAGAAGACUACAACUUUGAAAUCUAAUGUCUGAUAUAUUUGAAAUAUUCUUAUUUUAUGGGGGAAAGGGCUACUAUUAAGGUUGUUGAUGAAAAUACCAACACUGUAUCAUGUUCUGUGUAGUGCAACGGCAGGAGUGCUGGAUUUAGUCAGAAGACCUAAAUUUACUUCCUGACUUACUACCUGUAUUCCCACUUACUGCCAGUAUGAUGUUGGAUGUCUAACAGGAUUAAAACUGCUGAGGUGGCUUCUGCUUCUUCCAUUUAAGGUAUCGGAAGCAGGCCAUUAAAGGCUCUCAAAGGAGAGAGAGAAAUCGCAGCUUAAGGAUUCAGAGCCAGGGGACAGCUGGCCUUCACAGAUCCGUCAUGCAGAACCGACAAGGGUAUUGCAACUGUUGCCAUAUGCACUACAUUAACCUGGAACAGCAUAUAAUCAGCCCCCAACACAGAUACUUUGCUACAUACUGUAGAUAUCGACUGGGUACCAGUAGCCUUUUGGAUCGUUUCCUUCAUGAUGUUAUGCAGUAUCAUCCACAUCAGUAUUAUGAUAACAGGUCAACAUAUGAUGACAUGCCAUUUCUCACCCAUCUGCCCCCUCCCAAGGAGGCUCAAUUGGAUAAUGAUCAGGUUCCAGAAAAUGGGGCUGAGGAGGAUGAGGAUUCUCUUGAUGAUGACAGAGAAGAUUCAUCAAUGAGGGACUUGAAAUCCAUUGCAGAUUCAUGUUCUUCUUGUAAAUCCCAGGACAGUAUGGAGGAGAUUUCUCAUCAAUCAACAGUUACCCAAACAAGUGGAAAUGAGCAGCAGCUGUCUAUGGAAGACUCUCAGGAGGAGACCAUAUGCAUCGAUAACAACAUGAUAAACCACAGUCCUGAGGAAAGUAUUCAAACUUCAAAUAGUAGCCAUAACAUUCAAAGUUCACCAGUGGUUACAGAGUACCCCAGUUCUAUUAGUUCUUUACCUCGAGAUCCUGCUGUUAGUCCAGUUACGACUGAAAAUGCCAGUUUAUCAUCCCCAGAAAAUCAUUCAAUUUCGGUAAUCAGAUGUACCCCAGACAGGAACGAUACGUGCAAUAAGGAUGUACAGUUGGACAAAUGUCCUAACUCUUUCGAGUCAUCACUCCAGUUAGGAGCUUCUUCAGUUUUACGUCAGAGCCCUAAAGUUGGACAAGGGAACUCUUUCCAUAUGACCUCAGGUAAAUCAUUUUUGCAACGAGAUGGUUUACAAUCUCAGGGUAAAAUUUGGGAGGCUGACUUCCAACUCAGGAAACCUAUGGGUAUUGGUGGAUUAUUAAAAUUUGAUUCAGUCCCCAAAGUAGGAGAAAAUGCAGAAACAAAAUUGAGCAGUUUGGGUUUGGGUACUGGUGGCUCAGAAAACUUUAAUUCUAUCUUCAGAUUUGGAAAAAGGCCAGACAUAAAGUUGAGCAAUAUUAAUGUUGAAACUGGUGGUUUGUUAAGGAUUGAUUUAACCUCCAAAUUAGGGGGAAAAUUAAGUAAAAAACUAAGAAAUAGUAGUAUGGAUACUAAUAGUUUAUUAAACUUUGAUCCAGUCCCUAAAGUAGGAGAAAACUCUAAAACAAAGUUAAGAAAUAUGAGUCUGACUACUGGUAGCUCAUUUAACAUUGAAGCAACCCCAAAAUCAGAAAAAAUCUCAGAAACAGAGUUGAUCAGUAUGAGUAUGAAUAUUGAAGAGACACAAAAUUUGAAGUCAAUUAUCAGAUUUGGAAAAAACUCAGAAUCAGAUUUGAGUAUUUUUGGUAUGAGAACUAGUGGCUCAUUAAGCUUUGAGGCAACCGCCCCUCAAAUUUGGAGGGGAGAAAACCCCCAAAUUAAUUUAAGCAAUAUUGGUUUGGCUAGUGGUGACUCAUUAAACCUUCAUUCAACUCCCAAACCAGGAGAAAUCUCCAAAACAAAAUUGAACAGUAUUGGUAUGAGUGCCAAAGGCUCUCAAAACAUUGAUUCAACUCCCAAAGUAGAAGAAAAUCUAGAGACAAAAUUGAGCAGUGUAAGUAUAGGGAUUGGGGAUUCACAAAAGUUUAGCUCAAUUAUCAGAUUUGGAAAAGACUUGGAAACAAAAUUGAGUAAUAUUGAUCAGGAAAGUGAUAGUUCUCUAAAUUUUGAGAUAAUUCCUAAAUUAGGAGAAAUCUCAAAAACAAAGUUAAGUAGUAUUGAAAAACGUAAGACUGAAUUAAACUUUGAGCCAAUUUCAAAAUUGGGGGAAAAUACAGAAACAAAGUUGAGGGGUACAGGUACUAGUGACUCACAAAACACAGUCAUCAGAUUUGGACAGAAUUCAGAAGCAAAAUUAAGCCAUAUGAGUAUGGAAACUGGUAACUUGGGCAACUUUGAGUCAAACACCCAAUUUAGAGAAAAUUCAGAAAUAAAGUUAGGCUGUUUUGCUAUGGGGACUGGUAGCUCACUUAACUUUGAGUCAUCCUUCAAUUUGGGGAAAAAAUCAGAAAUAGUAUUCAGCAAUGUAAGUACCGGUGGUUCAAAAGAUGUUGAGGUAACUCCCAAACUAGGAGAAAACUCAAAGGUGAGCAUUAAUGAUAUGGGAAUUGGUGACUUUGAAGUAGCCAUCAAAAUGGGAGGAAAUACAGACAGAAAGUUAAGCAGAAUGAGUACUGGCAGCUCACAAAAUUUUAAGUUGCUCAGAUUUGGACAAAACCCAGAAACAAAAUUGAGGAAUAUCGGUAUGAAUUCUGGUGACUCGGGAAACUUUAGGUCAGUCAUUAUAUAUGGAGAGAGCUCAGAAACAAAGUUGAGAAAAAUCUGCAUGGGAACUGAUGGUGGCUCACAAAAUUUUGAGUCAACUUCAACAUUAAGAGAAAACUUAGAAACAAAAUUGAGCAGUACUGAUGUAGAUAUUAGUAGCUCAAGAAACAUUGAAUCCAUCCCUAAACUUGGAGAAAGUUCAGAAGCAGAUUUGACCAGUAUGCAUAUGAUGGGCUCACAUGACUUUGAAUCAGUCAUUAAAUUUGGAGUAAGUUCGGAAACACAGUUGAGCAGUAUAAGUACAGGUAUUGUAGGCACACCAAAUAUUGUGGCAACUCCCACAGUAAGAGAAAACUCAGAAGCAAAAUUGACUAGUAUGAGUUUGCGUACUGAUGGCUCACCAAACUUUGAAUCAGUUCCCAAAUUAGGAGAAAGCUCAGAAAUAAAAUUGAACAGUUUAAAAAUGAAUGAGAAAACUUCCAAGUUAAGGGAUAAUUCAGAAAAAGAAUUGAACAGUGUUAAUUUAUGUACUGGUAACUCAGAAAGCUUUCAGUCAAUCAUUAGAUUUGGAGAAAGAUCCAAAACGAUGUUAAGCAAUAUUAGCAUGAAUACUAGUGACUCAGUAAACUUUGGGUCAACCCUUAACCUAGGAGAAAAGUCAACAAUAAAGUUGAACAGUACUUCUAUGGGUAUUGGUUUCUCAGGAAACUUUGAGUCUACUCCUAAAUUAAAAGAAGACUCUGAAACAAAAUUGAGCUAUCUUAGUAAGAAUUCUGGUGGCUCGUUAAAUUUUGGAUCAACCCUCAAACUGGAAGAAAGUUCAGAAAUAAAUUUUAGCAGUCUGGACACAGACCCUAGUAGCUUAGUAAAUUUUGAAUCAGUAAAAAGACUAGGAGAAAGCUCAGGAAAAAAGUUGACCUGUAUAAAUGUAAGUACAGAUACUGCCUUAAAAUGUGAGUUAACCCCUACAUUAGGAACAAAUUCAGAAACAAAAUUGAGUGGUACCAGUAAGAGAACUAUUAACCUACAAAAAUUUGAGUCAGUCAUCAAAUUUGGAGAUAGCUCAGAAACAGAAUUGAGCAGUAUUCUUAAAAGUACUUGUGACUCUUUAAAAGUUUUAUCAGUCAUCAAAUUAGGACAAAGCUCAGAUACACAAUUGAGUAGAAUAUCUAUGGACACUCGUAACUCAUUAAACUUUGAAGCAACCCCCAACCUGGUAGAAAAAACAGAAACAAAUCUGAGCAAUUUGUGUAUGAACACCAGUAGCACUGGAAAGGCUGAGUCAGUCAUCAAAUUAGGAGAAAGUUUAGAAAGAAAGUUGAACCAUAUGAAUAUGGAACCUGAUGGCUCAUUGAACAUUGAGUCAACCCCCAAAUUAGGAGAAAACUCAGAAACAAAUUUGUUCAGCAUGGGUAUGGAUAUUAGUGGCCCACCAAACUUUGAGUCAUCUCCCACACUAGGAACAGAGUCAAAAACGGGGUUGUUAAAUAUGGGUAUGGGCACUGGUAGCCCACUAAACUUCAAGUCAACUCCCAAACCAGGAGAAAAUUCAGAAAUGAAGUUAACCAGUAGGGUUGUGGGGAUUGGUAGCUCACAUAACUUUGGGUCUUCACCCAAACUAGGAGAAAACUUGAAAACCAAAUUGAGUUAUAUGGGUAUGGAUAUUGGCAGCUCACUAAACUUUAAGUUGGCUCCAAAAUUAGGAGUAAAUUCAGAAACAAAAUUUGUCAAGAUGGAUAUGGGGACUGGUAGUUCAUUCAAUUUUCAGUCGACUCCUAAAUUAGGAAAAAGCACUGGUACAAAGUUGAGAAGUAUGGAUAUGAGUACUGGUGGCUUUCUAAAAUUUAAAUCAACUCCUAAACUAGGAGCAAAGUCAGAGACAAAAUUGUGCCACAUCCAUAUGAGGACUGGUCACUCAGUAAAAUUUCAGUCAGCUAAAAGAGAAAGCUCAGAAUCAAAGUUGAUCAGUAUGGGGUUGGAGACAAAUGGCUCAGUAAACUUAGAGCCAACUUCCACACUAGGAGAAAAUCUAGAAUCAUGGUUGAGCCAUAUGUCUAUAGGAACUGAUGGCUCUUUACACAUUGAGUCAAGUCCUCAGUUAGGAACAAACUCAGAAGCACAAUUUAGCAGUUUUGGAAUAGGGACUGGUGGCUCAAUAAAGUUUGGCCCCAAAUUAAAAGGAGAGACAGAGACAAAAUUGAGUCAUAUGGGGAUUGGUCACUCACUAAAAUUUGAGUCAACUCUCACUUGUGGAGAAAAUUCAGAGAUAAAGUUGAGCAGUAUGGAUAUGGGGACUUAUCACUCAGUAAACUUUGAAUCACCUCCCAAAUUAGGAAACUCGGAAACAAAAUUGAUCAAUGUAAGCGUGCAGACUUUUGAUUCUGUAAAUUUUGAGUCAACUCCCACACCAGGAGGAAACUUAGAAACCAUGUCUAACCAUAUGGAUGUGGGAACACAUAGCUCAGUAAACCUUGAGUCAACUUGCAAACUAGAAGCAAACUCAGAAACAAGAUUAUUCAGUAUAGAUAUGGAGACUGAUUACUCAGGAAAUUCUAAAUCAGCUCCAAAAUUAGAAGAAAACUCAAAAAAAAACUUGAUCCAAUGGAGUAGUGGUUCACUUAACUUUCCAUCUACUCCCAAACUAGGAACAAACUCAGAAACACAGUUUUCUGGCAUUGCUAUGGAGAUUGGUAAUUCAGUAAACUUGCAAUCAACUCCCAAAUUAAGAACAAAUUCUGAUGCAAAGUUUACCAGUUUUGGUGUUGGGGCUGGUGGCUCACUAAAAUUUGAGUCAGCUGCCAAAGGAGAAGAAAACCCGGAAAAAAAAUUUACCAGUGUUGGUAUAGGGCCUAGUAGUUCGUUAAAAUUUGAGUUGACCCCAAAAUUAAAAGCAAGGUCAAGAAUAAAAAUGAGACGUACAAGUAUGGGGUUUUAUCGCUCACUUAAGUUUGCUUCUACUUCCAAACUAAGAAGAAAUUCAAAAACAAGGAUGAUUAGCAUUGGUACACAGGCUGGUGACUCAUUCAACUUUGAGUCUUCUCCCAAAGUAGGGGAAAACUUAGAAACAAAGUUGAUUGGUUUGACUUUGGGGACUGGUGACCGAGUAAACUUUGAAUCAAUUCCCAGACUAGGAGAAAAUUCAGAAGCCAGGUUAAUUGGUGCAGGAAUUGAUAGUUCCCCAGAUUUUAAUUCAGUUCCUGAAUUUGUGAAAUGUUCAGAAACAAGGUUAAUAAGCAUGCAUUUGGGGACUAGUGGCUCAACAGACUUUGAGUCAACUCCAGAACUAGGUGCAAGAUCAGAGCCAGAGUUAAUUAAUAUGGAUUUGGGGGCUAGUGACUCUAUAAACAAUUUAUCCAAUCUCAGACUAGGAGGAAACUCAGAAACAAAGAUGACUAGCAUUGAUAUAGGGACUUAUGGCUCAAUAAACUUUGAGUCAAGUACCAAAUUACCAGAAAAGGUUUGUGAGAAACAAAGUUUGUCAGAAACUAAGUUUAUUGGUAGGCAUGUAGAUAUUAGUGGCUCAUUCAACUUUGAGUCAACUUCCAAAGUAGAAAAAAAUUUAGAAACUAGCAUGAGUUCUGUUUUAAUGGGAAGCUGUCACUGCUCAACUUUUGAGUCAACAACUCCCAUAUCCAGGACAAACUCAAAGUCGGUGUUUACUGGUAUGGAUUUGAGGACUGGUACCUCACUAAACUUUGAUGAAUCCCCUCUCAAACAAGAAAAUGAAAGAAAGUUCAUUGUUAGUGGCUCAUUAACUGUUGAACCAGCUCCCAACCAAGGAGAAAAUUCAGAAAUAAGAUUUGUUGGUAUAGAUAUGGGAACUAAUGGCUCAGUUGAGUCAACUCCCAAAGUAGGAGAAAAUUUAGAAACAAAGUUGAUGAGUAUGGGUAGCUCAGUGAACUUUGACUCAACUCUUAAGCUGGGAGAAAACCCCAAGAAAAGGUUUGUCAUUAUGAGUGUAGGGACUAGGGAUCCACUAAAUGUUGAUUCACCUCCCAGAUUAGGGGAAAAUUCAGAAACAAGUUUAAUUAAUGUGGGUAUAGGAACUGAUGGCUCUUCAAACUUUGAGUCAACUUCCAAAGUAGAGGAAGGCUCAGAAACAGAGUUAAUGAGCAUGGGUUUGGGAAAUAGUGGCUCAGUAAAGUUUGAGUCAGAUAAAUUAGGGAAAAUUUCAGAAACAAAGUUGAUUGGUAUAGAUUUGGGUGCUGAUAGCUCACUAAAUUUUGAGUCAAUUUCUAAAGAAGAAAAUUCAGAAUCGCAGUUAGACAGUAUGACUAUGGUAACUGAUGGCUUUGAGAUCACUCCCAAACUGGAAGAAAACUCAGAAAGAAGGUUUGUUAUUACAAGUGUAGGGACUAGUAGCUCAAACUUGGAUUCAACUUCCAAAAUAGAAAAUUCAGAAACAGGAUUAGUCAAUGUGAGAAUGGGAACUGUUGGCUCAUGGAACGUUGAGUCAGGGGGAAACUCAGAAACAAAGUUGAUCAGAAUGGGUUUGGGUACUGUUAGCUCGAUAAUCUUUGAGUCAAAUCCCAAAUUAGAAAAAGACUUAGAAACAAAGUUGGUCAAUAUGAGUUUGGGAACUAAUAGCUCAGCAAACUUUGAAUCAGUGCCUGAAAUAGGAAAAAAUUUAGAAACAAUGUUGAAUUCAUCAAACCUCAAGUCAAGUCCCAUACCUAGAGCAAACUCUGAAACAAUGUUGACUGGUAUUGUAGAGGAUACUGGUAGUUCACUAUGCUUUGAGUCAAUUCCCAAAAUAGGAAAAAACUUAGAAACAGUGUUCAGCUGUAUCCUUACUGCAUCUAGAAGCUCACCAAACAUCAAACCAAGUGUCAUACCCAAAGCAGACUCAGUAACACUGGAGACUGUUAGGUCAUUAAGUUUUGAAUCAGUUCAAAAUCACAGAGAAAAUUCAGAAUCAGAGUUAGUCAUUGGGAGUGUAGCAACUGUUGACUCAUCAAACUGUAAGUUAUCUCCAGAAGAGGAGGAAACAGAGUUGAUCAGUAUGAAUUUGGGGACUAGUAGCUCAUUAUUUUUAAAGUCAUAUCCCCAGUUAGAUAAAGACUCAGAAGCAAAGUUGGUCAAUGUGGGUUUGAGGACUGGUAGCCCAGGAAGCUUUGAGUCAGUGCACAAAGUAGAAAAAAACUUGGAGAUUAUGUUUAAAUCAUCAAAACUUGAAUCAAGUCCUGUACUUAGAGCAGACUCCAAAAAAUUGUUGACUGACAUUGGAGUGGGUGCUUUUAAUUCAUUAAACUUUGAGUCAAUUACCAAACAAGAAAAUUCAGAAUCACAGUUAAUCAAUACGGGUAUGGCAGUUGAUGAUUCAUUUAACUUUGAACCCACUUCCAAUAUAGAAGAAAAUUCAGAAAGUUCAGUAAAUGUGGACAUAGGAAUUGAGGACUUGUUAAAAUUUCAGUCAGCAUCUAAUGUAGAAGAAAAUUCAGAAACGGAGUUUAUCAGUAAGAGUAUGGGAAUUGAUGGCUCAUUCAACUUUGAAAACCCUCCCAGAUUUGGAGAAAACUUAAAGAAUAUGAUAAACUGUAUUGUUAUGGGGACUAGUGAUUCAGUAAACCAUGGGUCACCUUCUAAACUUGGCGCCAAUUCAAAACCAAAUUUGACUAAUAUAGGGAUGGAGAUUGGUAGCUCACCAAAUUUUGAAUCAGCUCCCAAACUAGGAGAAAACUCAGAAACCAAGUUGACCAAUAUAGAUGUAGGGACUGAUGGUUCACUAAACUUUGAGUCAGCUGACAUUUUAGGAGAAAAUUCAGAAACAGAAUUCAGCAUUAUGGAUAUGGGGAAUGAUAAUUUACUAAACUUUGAGUUAACUUCCAAAUUAGGAGAAAAAUCAGAAAUAAAAUCAAGCAGUAUGUCUCUGGGUACUGAUGGCUUUUGCAAUUUUGAGUCAACUCCCAAAUUAGGAGAAAAUUCAGCAACAGUGUUGACUAGUAUGAAUAUAGAGAAUGAUAACUUAUUAAACUUUGAAUCAAUUGCCAAAUUAGGAGAAAACUCAGACCCAUUGUUAUCCAUUAUGGAUAUAGGGCAUGGAUAUGACUCGCUUAACUCUGAGUCAGCUGCCAAAUUAGGAGAAAAUUUAGAAACAAAUUUGAUUAAAAUGGAUAUGGGGACUGCUGGCUCACCUAAUUUUAAAUCAACUACCAAAUUAGGAAAAAAUUCAGAAAUAGCAUUGAUCUGUAUGGAUUUGGGUACUGAUGAUCUACUAAUUGAGUCAACUCCUAAACUAGGAGAAAACUCAGAAACAAAGGUGAGCAGUAUGGGUAUGGGGACUGAUGACUCAUUAAAUUAUGAGUCAAUUCCUAAUCAAAGGGAAAACUCAGAAACAGUGGUGAGCAGUGUGGGUAUGGGGACUAUUGGCUCACUAAAUUUUUAUUCAACUCCCAAAGUAGGAGAAAACUUAGAAACAAAAUUGAGCAUUAUGUGUAUGGGUACUGGUGGCUCACUAAACUUUGAGUCCACCCCCAUAUUAGGAGAAAACUCAGAAACAAAGUUGAGCAGUAUUGGUACAGUUCCUGUUAACGGAGUCGUUGAAGACGUCAUUCUGCCCAAUAUACAGUCCAGCCAAGAGGAGGAGAGUUCCUUUUUAAAUAUAUCUGCCAUUUUGGAUGAAAGUACAACAGAUUCUGACAUGAGUUUCGAUUGUGAUGCCCCAUUUCAAUCAGUAGCUGGCCAGCAUUCAUUAUCUGUGAAAGAAAUAGAUCUUUUGACUGAGGUGCAUGUUGACCUGGAAGAUGAGAACUAUCAAUCUCGUUUGAGCUCUGUUCUCAAAGUUAGUUCUGUAGAGGACACACAGGAAGCAAAUGUGAAUACAGUGGAACAUUGUGAUGAGCCAGUGCUUCCUGCACUUCCUCAUGUGCCUCCUUCCUUUGUGGGAAAAACAUGGACUCAGAUAAUGUAUGAAGAUGACUUAAAAAUCGAAGCUAUGGUGCGUGAAUUCCGGGAAGGCCGGAAUUUCCGCUGUUACUUUAAUGAUGAGCCUGAGCCUAAGAAAACCAGCAAAAAUAAGCAGAAAGCUAGAAAAUCUACUAAUGGACUGCGAGAAUUUAAUGAUACUUCAAGUGUUUGUAGUUUUGGCAACUUUUCUGAGGCCUCAGAUACGCUAUGCAAUGCACCACCAGCUAAGAGGCCUAGGAAGCGAACAUGGCGCAUGGCUUCUCGAUGCCAAGUUGUUAAAGUCAGCCAUGGGACUCAGACAAGUGUGAUAGACUAUUCAAUAUUUGGAAGACACACAUUCACUGAGGAAGAGUUAUGUGACAACGAGACAGGUAUUUGGUUGGAGAAUGAUAGGACACCAAAUAUGAGUACCAGAUUUUGUACACUUAAGCUUCCUGAAUCAUACAGCAAAAUUUUGAGUCCUGUGCAACCUGAAACAGUAGUUUAUGUUCUUUCUUGCCCAGAAACUAGUCAGAAUAAAGCAAUUCUUGAUGAAAUUAAAAUGAGAAGAAAUCUCAGUUCCAUAGAUAAUGAUUCUAUAAAAUAUAGAUACAAACAGUGUUCAUUUAAAUAUUAUGAUUCAAUGACCAAUCGAGUCCUGAAAACAAUUCCUACUGAUGAAUCUGGAGAAAAGGAUAAAAAACCUGCCCAUGUGAGACAACUGUUUAAAAGUCUCAACUUAAAUGUUAAGUUGAACAAAGGUCUUGCUUCUCAGAAAAAAUGUUUACCAGCUAGCCAGCCUUCUGAUUUAUUAGAACUUGAAAGCUAUGCUUCAGACCCAGAUAAAAGAGAUGAUUCAACAUCAAGUCAGAAGUUGGAUGGUUCUUCCCUUUCCUCAAUUGAAGGAGAUGAUUUAACAUCAAGUCAAAAGCUGGAUGGACCUUGUUUUUCCUCAGCUAAAGGAGAUAAUUUAACAUCAAGUCAAAUGCUGGAUGGACCUUGCUUUUCCUCAGCCAAAAGGGAUAAUUUAACAUCAAGUCAAAUGCUGAAUGAAGCUUCCGCUUCUUCAGAGAAUUGUGAAAUUUCCAUUGAUAGCCCUGCAGAUAAAUCUUAUCAGUUGUCAGUAAUCUCACCUAAUGACAUUACUCAUGUUCAAAAAGAAAAUUAUUCCAGAUCAGCCUCAUGUAAGCAAAAGGUUGCAAAAAUGCCUGUUAAGUCUAUCAGAAAUGAGCUAUUAAUGAAGAAGAAUCCAAAGAGAAUCUGGAAAAGGAAAGAAGCAAAUACUAAGGACUCACUUUUUUCCAAAAAGACUUCUGGACCUAUGGUUCUUCAUCAUGGAAUUGCUAGAGUAAGAAUUAAGAACACUUCAGAAAAACAAAUAUCCUGGGUUAGAAGCAGAAAGAAUGAGAUUAUAAGAAAAUAUAUAUCACCUUUGCUCUCUAAAUAUUCUGCUGUUUUGGGUUGUGGACAUUUAGCUAGAAAAACUGUUGUGGGAAACUACCUGAGGACGCAAAAACUUGAUUUUAAAAUGCUAAAGAAGAGGAAAAGACCCAGGAAAAUGUUUUUGAACUCCACAGUCACAUCAGGUGCUACUGAAACAACAGAGAGAGCCUCAGCAGAGUCUAUUCUGGAGCAAUCAGAGUGGGCUUCUUCCAAAGUUACAAGGUGGGAGGUGAGUGAUGAUGAGAGACUACUUAGCACAGAAAAACAGCCUUCUAGUACUGCUACACUACCUGCUUUAUCUUGUCCUACUGGGACACCGUUAUUUAACACAGAAAUCCUUUCCUUGCCAUCAACCAGUGGCAAAUUGAACGAGAAAAUGAACUAAAGAUUUUUGUGUUGUCUAGUUGAGGAUUCAAAACCCUCAGCUCAAAUAUAUUUUAAAUUAAUAAGCUAAUAACUCAGUUCACAUGGCUGGGAUGUGGGCACAGUACACAUUGCACUGUUUUGCUAUAAAUGUUUUUUCAGAAGUUUUGUAUUUGUUUGAAUUUAGCACUUAGGGCCUUAUUUUUAGACUUAAAUGCACUUGUUGUCCACCCUUUUCUGCAGAAAAAACUGUGAUCUUGUAUAAUAUUAUAAUUUAGUAUAAAAUAUUAAAAUUGGCCCCCAGUUUGAUGCUCUCCCUCUCAGUCUUUGUGAUUGUACCUCUCGUAUCCUCAGAUUGUAAUAAAUUGUCAAAAUGACACCCAGGAAAUACAGUAAAACAAAUGCGGUCAUAUUUUUAAUGACAAAUUGGUGGUUGUAUGCACAUGUAUUAUGUGUUUUAGGACUGCUUUGGGAGCAGUGUCAGUACCGUAUGAGACUAGCAAAUGAAAAUGAAAUACAGUUCAAUCAUAAGACUGGAAGGGACCAUGAGAUGAAAAAUUGAGUAUCCUUUACCUUGUUGGUAGAGUCUCUACUAAAAUAUUUGGCAAAUGAGAACUAACCUUGUUUAUGAAGACUUAGAUGGAAAGAAGUUCCAAAACCUCCCAGUUAACAAAAAAUUGUCUUAUCAGUUCUUUCAGCCAUAGAAAUAUGAACUCCCUCAUGCUCCAGUUUCAUUCAUUUGAACCAAAUAAAAACAAACCAACAACAACCACCACUAAAAAAUGCCCUUUUGACUUUACAGUUAAUAACAAUCUAGGUUUGUGGGUGAGAGGAAAAUCUCUUAAGUUUCUUUUGCUUCUGUUUCUUUUUUUUUCCUGCACAUUAGAAAUUGCAUUUGAUUUUUUUUAAAAUCUGAAACCCCUAGAGAGCAUAUAAUUAAAAUAUAAAGAUUCAAGUUGUCUUAUGAUCUUAUAUUAUCCAGAUAUAGAGGAAGGGAUAGAGACUCAGUUUAUUGAUGUUGGAGACUUCAUGAUCAGAAAACUCUCUUAAGCAGUCAGAUUGGUGCAUCCGAUAUAAAAGAAAAGUGCCUAGAGCACUCAAAGGUUAAGUUAUUUACCUAAGCUCACAUAGCCUGUAUGUGUCAGAAGUGGGACUUGAGCCCAGGUAUUUAAAAAGAUCUAAUAUGGACAUUUAAAUGCUAAAGCCUUUUUUGUAGUUUUUAUAAACAUUCACCUACAUUUUUCCAUUAUUGAGAUUCCAUAAAAUAGUUUCUGCCUCCACAGACAAGCAAAAAGAAAUGUAAUGCUUAUAGUUUGAGAUAACCACAGUGACUAAAAUAUAUAUCUUUAUUUAGUAGACAACAUGGCCUGAUGAAUUUAUUUUUCUGGUAUAAGAAAAACCUAAAUCUAAUGUAGGGCCCUUUUAAAAUAACAUUACUAUUAGGGAAUAGUUCAUUUUGUAGGGUAACUUACAGUAUACUUUUAAUGUAUGCAGCUGUGUUUCAAAGAAUAAGAUCUUAGUAACAACGGAAUAAUACUAUAUAUAGUUCAAAUCUUAGAUUGAAUCAGAAAUAAGACCUAUAAAAAAGGUAAUAUUUAAAAAAUAACACUCAUAUGUAAAUGGCAAAACAUGUUUUCAUUUCUUUGCGCCAAAUGUCAUGGACCAUGGAUCCUGUAAUGGCAUAUAAAACUUUAGUCUCAGAAGAAAAGCAUAUCCUUUUACACAGAUGGAAGGUAAAGAAAUUAUGGUAUAUAAAAAUACUCCUGAUAUAGAUGGAGUGGGGGUCUCUGAUACGUACACAUUAUUCCCUUAAGUACUCUUAAUAAUAAUUUUGCAUGCUUUUAUUAAAAAGAAUCUAUGUGAAAGCACUUUGAAAAUAAAUGCGCUACAUAAAUGCAAGAUAUUGUUAUAGCCACUAUGAGUGAAAAUUUCUUAUAAUUCAGAAAUGACCAAACAUUUUAAAAUUUGCAAAUAAAUAACUUAAAAAAGGAUAGAAGUACAUUCUAAAUCUAAGUUUAGCAAGGAGUCUUGUGGUUAAGACUAAAACUAUUUGAAAAUAAGUUAUAAUACAGUAUUGAUUUAUUUCUUUUGAUACUAAAAUUCUGUUAAUGUUUUAGUAAUAACUUCCAUUUAUAUAGCGUGCAGUUAAAAAGCACUUUGCAUACAUUAUAAAUUGUUUUAAAAUAUAAUUUAAAAAUUAAUAUCAUGAAAAUUUAUUGCUAGAAUAAUUUUGUAUGAUACAAGCAAUGCCUUUUCUGCCAAAAAAUUUUCUUGUCCAUUUCGUAGGUUACACAUUGAAUCAUGGUAGAGAAUGUGUAGUUAUUUUGUAUGUUUUAUUGAGAAUACAUGAAAACUUUUAAUAGCAAAAAUGUGAGUGCCACUGUUAUGAAUAAUAGUUGUCAUGAAUGACUUUGUCCCUGACCCAUGAUAGAGCUUUCUGUUAUUAACUGAUAAGAUACACAAAAGUGGACCAUGUGAUAUAAAAAAUUGUUUUGCAUUUGUGCAUUUAAGUCCUUAAUGUAAAUAGGGCUCAUAAUCAGGGUAAAACUUUUUUUUUUUAUAAAGAUUAACUAUAUUUAAGUAAACAUUGAAAUAAUUAUAUAUUUCCUUUUAAAAUCAGUAUAAAGACUAACUGUGCUAUUUUUUUAAAGAAAGACAUUUGAAGGGUAAGUCUUAGUAAAUUUUUGUUUUCAAAGAUGUGUAGAUAACAAAAUUUAUUGUGCGUUGAACUUUGCCUAUAUUUUUUGUAUAUGUUAGAAAACUUUUUCUUGGACUGCACAAGAAAUCUGAGAAUUAUGAUAACCAAAGUACAUUUUAAAGUUGGUUUGACAGUAAAGGAGCCAGUAAUUAAAAACAAACAAACAAACAAAAAAAAAAAAACAACCUUAGGAAAUAUGGUGGAAAUAUGGUGAGUUAUGAGUAUUGAUGAUGAUGUGAAAAAUACAAAUACACUGAGAAAUAAUUAGAUAAAAAGGAAUAGAGUAUUCUUGCCCUAGUCAAAUCACCCCAAGUAAAUUUAGUAAUUUAUAAUAUUUCACUUCAUUUAUCCAUAAUAAAUGGAUCAGUGUAACAAUGAUUGGUUUCACAAUUCAAAAUAUUCUGCAUUGUGGUAUUGUUGGGCCUGUUGCCAUGUGGGGUAUUAAAAAAUUGUCAUUUGACAUUGAUUCACACUGCCUUUGGACCCAGCAGUAGUCAUUUUUAGAACUAAAGGGUUUUUAGGGGUCUAAAGUUUCCUAAAGUAAACAUAUUCUAUUCCUGCUUACGUAAGAAAAACGGGAAAAAUAGAUCACAAUCCAUUCAAGAAAAGACUUAAAAAUUGGAAAAUAGCCAAUAUAAAUGUUUUGGGAAUUUGGUACUAAAAUGCAACUUAAGAAAAUAGGG
This is a messenger RNA of Sarcophilus harrisii (Tasmanian devil), 16846 nucleotides long. RefSeq names its product zinc finger DBF-type containing 2 (gene ZDBF2). The transcript has 12 exons. Gene Ontology annotation, biological process: genomic imprinting; epigenetic programming of gene expression. Lineage: Eukaryota; Metazoa; Chordata; Mammalia; Dasyuromorphia; Dasyuridae. Gene Ontology annotation, molecular function: zinc ion binding; nucleic acid binding. The record is from RefSeq and is a predicted model, not a curated record. The coding region runs from base 2430 to 13487 and encodes 3685 amino acids.